Temnothorax curvispinosus is the source of this 1367-nucleotide messenger RNA. RefSeq lists its product as uncharacterized. Lineage: Eukaryota; Metazoa; Arthropoda; Insecta; Hymenoptera; Formicidae. Gene Ontology annotation, molecular function: olfactory receptor activity; odorant binding. The record is from RefSeq and is a predicted model, not a curated record. Gene Ontology annotation, biological process: detection of chemical stimulus involved in sensory perception of smell; sensory perception of smell. The transcript is spliced from 9 exons. Gene Ontology annotation, cellular component: plasma membrane. Bases 29 to 1258 code for a protein of 409 amino acids.
GGCAUUUGCACAGCAACCUGCGUACGAUAUGAAUCCGGAAAUGGAAAAAUACUAUGCCACUAACAAAUUAUUUUUGUCACGAAUUGGUGGUUGGCCGUAUCAGCGUAAAGUAAUGAAAACAUUGAUACCAUGUCUUUUCACAAUGGUGCACUAUUCUACUUUAGUAACUCAGGUGCUUCUAUUAUACGACACUUGGGGUGAUAUAGAUAUUGUCGUUGAAUGCACAAUUACUCUUACACCUCUUUUUGCUGCUAGCACGAAGUUAAUUAAUAUCGUUGUGAAUAACGACAAAUUUCAACGACUGUUGCAACUUAUGAACGAACAUUGGGAGUUUUUUAAUAGCGAAUAUGAACGUCAUAUCUUGAGACAUUAUGCUAGUAUCGGUCAAAAAGUAACAAGCUAUUAUGCAGUAUACUUUACCAUAACCUUGAUAUCUUAUUUGUUAAUUCCAUUGAUACCAAGAAUCUUGGAUAUUGUAAUUCCGCUAAAUGAGUCGCGACCAUUAGCAUACAUAUAUCAGGCUGAAUACAGAGUGGAUGAAGAGAAGUACUAUUAUCUAAUCAUAUUCCAUACUUACAUUGUAAGUACAAUUACAACGACAAUUUUAUUCACCGUUGAUACCACAUAUAUAGUGUGUACAUUGCAUGCUUGCAGUUUAUUUACAGCUAUCAGCUGGCGUCUUGAAAAUAUUAUUGGCGAGGCAGACACUAAAUCAGACAAUAAUGAAAAAAUAUAUACAAGAAUGCAUUAUCAUCUAGAGAUUUUCGCGGAGAAACACGGUUCUGCCAACAAUGAUUAUCGUGAAUUAAUAAUGUGCUUGAAAAAACAUCAACUUGCAUUAGAACACGUCAAGACGCUGGACUCCAUAUUCACUCAUGCGACGUUCAUUCUUUUAUCUCUGAAUGUGCUAAUAUUGAGUGUGAUCGGAAUACAGCUUAUCAAUAACUUGACGCAUACUGAAGAGGUAAUAAGAUACGGAUUUAUAACUUUUGCUGCAUUUAUUCAUCUCGUAUGUAUGUGUAUUCCUGGACAAUUGCUGAUAGACCGAAGCACAGACGUUUUCGACAAGGCGUAUGGUUCAUCAUGGUAUACGUUUUCUGUAAAAAGUAAAAAAUUAUUAAGAGUACUUCUUUACAGAAGUCUCGCUCCGUGUACGCUCACGGCUGGAAAGAUGUUCGUUAUGUCCAUGACUAUGUGCAGUUCGGUGAUGCAAACUGCCAUGUCGUAUUUCACGGCCUUUUUGUCCGUAAAAAAAUAAGGAUGUCAUUGCAAUUACAUUUUAUGUAUAUCUUUACAAUAUUAUAAUAUCUAAGAAAGCCAUUAGCCAUCAUUGAAUUUAAAGGAUAAGUGUUAUCGUAAUAAAGCGA